UUAACUCGGUGUUUGUACAGCAGAGUGCUUUUAAUUAUUCGAAUAUCUGCUGUAUACAUUUUAAUUGUUAAAGUACUGUGCUGUACUGUUUCAACAGAAAAUCAAAUUCAGUGUCCAACAUGCCUAUUCCAAAUACAAUCAAAUGAAAUAUUUUUUUUUUAUUACUAAUCAAUUAUGAAAAUAUAAAUUUCAUUUUCACAUAUAAAAAAUGUACAAGACAAAGAGUUAUUUGUAGGCGUACUAUCCUCCACAUUAUGAUGAAAACACAGUUGCUGUUAUCACUCAAAAAAUGUUUGCAACAACCCAAUUAAAUAUCAGGCAAUCUUCUUACAAAUUGCAGGAGACCAACUAAAAGAAAUGUAGUUUUAUCCCCUGAAAAAAAAAAAGUAUUUUGAAAGAUGAAAAGUGACCCCUCUGUAUACAUACAUAUUUAAAUGAAUAUGAUAUAGCAAUUUUUCAUUAAUUUUUCAGAAGUCGAGGCACAGUGCCUAAAACAUUUGCACAGUAUGGCUGCAAAUCCUGCACAUUCGCGUGCUAAAUGUUUCCAAAAUGGAAAUUAAUAAUAGAUUAACUUCUCUGCUUUAUCUGUCUUCUUCUCACUGACAGCUCAUAAAACUCAGCAGCUGAUUUGGCUCUGGCUCUGAUAACAUGCAGAACAUUUCAUUUUUAAAUUUUCCACUAAAAUUGCAAUAUUUAUUACAUUCACAUUCUACAAUGGUAAGUAUUGAUAACCAGUGGAAGCAGUGUAACUGAUGUUAUUUUGAAUUUAGUUUAUAAUGAAGUGUAUUUAAUUCAAAGUAAGGAGCUGAUAAUGUCUCCGUUUCAUCUGCACUCAGACUUGUACUUCAUUUUCUUUGUCCUCCAUGCCAGACAUGGCCGUCUGUGUUGUUAUUUUUUGCAGAGUGAUGCAGGUUACAUGCUUCCGUGGAUGCUGUGAUGGAUGCCAAACAGAAUACUGCAGAUGUAGAUGGAAAGCCGGAUGACUGGAGUGAUGAAAAACAGACAUAUCAUGACUCACCAACCACUGCUGCAAAGUCAGCCAUUACACCCUACAGCUGCACUGCAGCUCACACAGACCUUCAGAUGAGGCAAAAUGCUGGAGUUAAUUUAGCACCGUCCAUGUGUGAGCCACAAUCUGUAAAUGAAGAGCCACGACCUCUAUUUGCCCCACUGCCAUCUUCCACAGACGCUCGCACCAUCUCUGGAGUGAGUGAGACAGAAACGCCAAUCAGCACGAAUAAGCACAACCUGAAAACUGUCCAUGCUGAAUCAUCAGAUGCAUUUGACAUCUGUGCCUCCAUCCUCAUGGGCUGCCUGUUUUGCCACCCACUGGACUGCCUGUCAGCUGCAAUAAGAGGGUGCUACACAUGCGUGUGGUCGCUGUGCUCUUCUGUGUGCAGCUGCGAGCCUGCUGCCCUGCAGUCGCUGGUGGACAUCACGCACUGCUGUGACCUCUGCAGCUGCUUGGGUAUUCGCAGCCUCGUGUGCGACUGUUCCAUCUGUGACAUGUGCCUCCAGGCCACAGAGUGCCUGGACCUCGCCAUGGAGAUGUCUCAAAUGCUUUAUCACUGAACCCACAGUCACAUUAUUGGCUGAAGUGACAUGAAUCAAUUUUAUUUUAAAACUGCAAUUUGAUCAGGAGUAGUGUCAAAGCCAACUUGAAAAGAUGCUUAAAAAUUUUCCCUAUUCAAACAGAACCCAUCAAAUUGAAAACUAGCCAGUGUCAGACAUGUACGUCUACAA
This is a messenger RNA of Thalassophryne amazonica, 1743 nucleotides long. RefSeq lists its product as uncharacterized. Bases 937 to 1572 code for a protein of 211 amino acids. The transcript has 3 exons. The record is from RefSeq and is a predicted model, not a curated record. NCBI's taxonomy places the organism in Eukaryota, Metazoa, Chordata, Actinopteri, Batrachoidiformes, Batrachoididae.